Molecule: messenger RNA, 1391 nt
Organism: Nyctereutes procyonoides (raccoon dog)
Lineage: Eukaryota; Metazoa; Chordata; Mammalia; Carnivora; Canidae
Gene: NAT8
Product: N-acetyltransferase 8 (putative)
Exons: 2
Coding region: 29-964 (311 amino acids)
Molecular function (GO): N-acetyltransferase activity
Source: RefSeq, a predicted model, not a curated record
UUAGGAUCCUGGGGUUUAUGAUUAUCAAAUGUGCAGAAGCCAGCCAAUGAGGUGGCCAUCAGGGAAGGCCUGGUUCCUGGUGGUGGAGCAAGCCCGGGCAGUCUCUCCUGGAUGCCAGUCAGAGGCUGAGGGCAGAGGCCAUCCUGACACUGCUCUGGACCUUCAAGGCUGUUGCGGUAGCAGGGCUGCGGGGCGGUGCGCGAGGACACCCAGCUCACUCACCCUCCUGGGCUUGGAGACUCCGGCACCGCGGUCCUCCAUGGCUCCUUACCACAUCCGCAAGUACCAGGAGAGGGACCGCCCACGGGUCCUGGACUUGUUCUCCAAGGGAAUGGAGGAGCACGCCCCCACCACCUUCCGCCACAUCCUGAAGCUGCCCCAAACCCUGGCGCUCUUGCUUGGGGUGCCCCUCGCCCUCUUCCUGGCCUCUGGCUCCUGGCUCCUGGUCUUCGUCGCCAGCAUUGCCCUCCUCACUGCCCUGAGAUUCUUUUCCAAAUACCCCUGGAUCCAGUUUAAAGUCCUGUGUUUGCGCUCAGACCUGUCUGACAUCACCAAGUCCUACCUGGGUGAGCCCGGCUCCUGCUUCUGGGUGGCCGAGGCCGACGGGCAGGUGGUGGGCAUGGUGGGCGUGCUGCCCGCUGUGGGGCACGCCCUGCGGAGGGAGCAGUUGCAGCUGUUCCACCUGUGCGUGGCCUCUGAGCGCCGAGGUCAGGGGGUGGCCAAAGCCCUGGUCAGGACGGUCCUGCAGUUCGCCCGUGACCAGGGCUACAGCCAAGUGGUCCUCUACACCACCAUGCUGCAGCGCUCGGCCGUGGCUCUCUACGAGCGCAUGGGCUUCCAGAAGACGGACCAGUUCUUCUCCUCCCUGAACUGGAGGCUAUUUGCUAUUCCUUCGUACGUGUUUGUCUACCCCUUGCCCUCUGCUCAGGCCUCGGAGGCACAGGGGCAGGCGGGAGGGCCCUGACCCGGUUCUUUGUGCCUUAGUCCGGGGAGGGCUGGCUCUGCCCUGGCAGCAAAGCAAGGCCCCGAGAGUCAGUGCGAGCCUGCUGUGAGAGCCUACUGCUCCUUCCGUGGGCACUGGGGGGUGGCAGGGUGGCUCUACUCCUUUCUGUCUUUUGGGAUGGCCGCGGUUUCAUUUAUCCAGUGCCACGAGAAGGCUACAUUAAAACACACACCAGGCAGCCCGGGUGGCGCAGCGGUUUGGCGCCUGCCUUUGGCCCAGGGCGCGAUCCUGGAGACCCGGGAUCGAAUCCCACGUCGGGCUCCCGGUGCAUGGAGCCUGCUUCUCCCUCUGCCUGUGUCUCUGCCUCUCUCUGUCUGUCUCAUGAAUAAAUAAGUAAAAUCUUUAAAAAACAAAAACAACACACCAAUAAACAUUUCUUUAGUUCACG